Penicillium lagena is the source of this 1524-nucleotide messenger RNA. RefSeq lists its product as uncharacterized. Gene Ontology annotation, biological process: transmembrane transport. Bases 1 to 1524 code for a protein of 507 amino acids. The transcript is spliced from 3 exons. Lineage: Eukaryota; Fungi; Ascomycota; Eurotiomycetes; Eurotiales; Aspergillaceae. The record is from RefSeq and is a predicted model, not a curated record. Gene Ontology annotation, molecular function: transmembrane transporter activity.
AUGUCGUCAACUGAAGAAACGAAAGAUAUGUCAAUCAAGUCCGACGCAAAUUAUGUCGAGGAGAAGAAUGCCGGACUCAAUAUCCCCGACCCGGCUCAGACUCUCUCAGAGUCGCACAAAGCCUACCUCCUGGAACGACAUGGCACGCUAGAUCUCGAUCCAAUCCCCAACAUGGAUCCAGCAGACCCGUACAAUUGGCCGUUGUGGAAGAAAACAGCCAAUCUAGGUCUGGUCGCGUUCCAUGCCUGCAUGGGGACUUUCACUGCUUCUUCCAUCAUCUGUGCCUAUGAGAACAUCGCAAUGGACGUCGGCGUCUCCUUGCAGAGGGUGAGCUACUUGACCUCGUUGCAGAUUGCCAUCCUAGGAGGCGCGCCGCUAUUCUGGAAACCACUCUCACAACGAUACGGCCGGCGCCCGAUCUUCCUCCUGUCACUAAUCCUGAGCUGCGUUUGUAACAUCGGCUGUGCGAAGAGCCCGGAUUACGCUUCUAUGGCGGCGUGCCGUGCUCUCGUGGCUUUCUUUAUCUCUCCGGCUAUGGCUAUUGGCAGUGGUGUGGUCACCGAGACCUUUUUCCGGAAAGAACGGGCGCGGUAUAUGGGCAUCUGGACUGUGAUGGUCACCCUAGGUGUUCCUGUCGGUCCGUUUAUCUUUGGAUUUGUUGCCCAGCGCGUCAACUAUCGCUGGAUAUACUGGAUCCUAGCCAUUACCAACGCCUGCCAAUUCGUGUUGUACAUCUUCUUCGGUCCCGAAACUCGGUAUAUUGGAGCAGAAACCCGAUCUCAAACCUCAUCGUUCAAGCGCGAAUACCUGUCCAUCCGCCGAAUCGAUCCCGCGCCGUUCAAAGUGUCCGAAUUCAUACACCCACUUGCCCUCUUCACGCACAUUCCCGUUCUUCUAGCAGCUGUCGCCUAUUCAAUGGUCUUCCUAUUCGCCUCAGUUAUGAGCUCCGUGGAGGUCCCCCAACUCCUGCAAGUCAAAUUCGAGCUCAAUGCCCAGCAGCUCGGCCUCCAAUUCCUCGGUCUUAUCAUUGGAUCUCUGCUGGGCGAACAACUGGGUGGCUUCAUGUCUGAUAUGUGGAUGAAUGCCCGAGCCCGCCGCAUUGGCCAGAAGCCUGCUCCGGAAUACAGACUGUGGCUGAGCUAUAUCGGCUUCUUGCUCACCAUUGCCGGCAUGGUCGUCUUUCUAGUAUGCACCGAGCAGGCGGCCGUUGGCCAGUGGUCCGUGAAGCCCGUAAUCGGAACUGGCAUUGCAGCGUUUGGCAACCAGGUCGUCACUACCGUGUUGACUACUUAUGCUGUGGAUACGCAUCCGCACGAUGCCGGGAGCGUCGGGGUUUUUAUUAACUUUGUGCGGUCUACCUGGGGAUUCAUCGGACCGUUCUGGUUUCCUUCAAUGUUUGAGAGCGUUGGCCUUGCUAAGAGUUCCGGGGUGGUUACUGCUUUGGUUAUGGGCGCCAGUUUUAUUCCCACGGCGCUGAUGCAGUGGCAGGGCUCGAAAUGGUAUAAGCACGAUGCGAAGAGGUGA